This is a messenger RNA of Vigna unguiculata (cowpea), 3828 nucleotides long. RefSeq lists its product as uncharacterized. NCBI's taxonomy places the organism in Eukaryota, Viridiplantae, Streptophyta, Magnoliopsida, Fabales, Fabaceae. The record is from RefSeq and is a predicted model, not a curated record.
AUGUUGAACUGGCUAAGAAAUAUAAGUGCUUCUAAUGUAUUCAAUUGGAAGCGUCAAGGUGUUCAGGAUGUUUCACCAGAUAUUGAAAUGACGGAUUAUAGAAGAAUUCCAAAUACAUAUAGUGAGAACCCUUCAGGCCUAGUUAAUGAUGAGAGCAUUAAUGUUCAACCCAUUGCCGAUUUGGAUUUCUUCUUUGAAAGAAUUUACAGCUAUUACUGUGAGAAAGGGCUUUGGUGUAUCAUCCUAAGGUGGAUUGCUGAACUUCUGAGUUUAGGGUUCAUCAUAUGCUUUUCAGGAUUUAUCUUUCUAUAUGUUGACUGGAAUGGACUCCGUAAUGCCAAGUGUGGGAUGGCUGCAGUUGAAUCUGGAAGAGAACCUUGUGAUCUUGCUAAAGAAGCAAUUCAUCAACACCCUUUAAUCCCAUUAACAGUACACAGAGCUAUUAUUGUUGGAUACCUGGGAGUAUUUUUUGUCUAUUGGAUAUUUUGCUUAUUGAAAUUCUUCCUUCAAUUGAAGGAUACACUGAAAAUCCAUCUGUUUUACUACAACAGUCUCUGUGUAACAGAUCAUGAAAUUCAAACCAUGUCCUGGCCUACCAUUCUUGAAAAGAUUGUUCAUUUGCAAAAGUCACAACAACUCUGUGUGGUAAAGAAUCUUUCUGCUCAUGACAUUGUGAUGAGGUUGAUGCGAAAGGAGAACUAUUUGAUUGCGAUGAUCAACAAGGGUGUGCUUACUUUCCCCAUUUCUAAAUGGGUUCCAGGUGCUGGAUCAACAGUCAAAUAUGGUACUGAUGGAACUCAAUAUCGUCUAAUACUACCCAGAACGCUUGAGUUGGCUUUAGAUUGGUGCAUCCUGCAAAGCAUGUUUGACAGAAACUUUUGUGUCAGAAUGAGUUUUGUGUCAGAUUCAAAGACACUAAAAAGAAGACUUAUGGUAGUUGGUAUUGCAAUGUUGGUACUUUCUCCAUUUCUUAUCAUGUUCAUGCUGUCACAUCUCUUUCUGAGGUAUGCUGAGCAAAUUUAUAAUCAACCAAGCACAAUAUCAUCCCGAAGAUGGUCAAAUUUGUCACGAUGGGUCUUUAGGGAAUUCAAUGAGGUUGAUCAUCUGUUCAAGCAUCGGACUAAUAGUGGUGUAUCUCAUGCUUCUAUCUAUAUGAAGCAAUUCCCUUCACCAAUGAUAUCUAUCAUUGAAAAAUUCAUCUCAUUUGUAUCGGGUGGCUUUGUUGCGAUUCUGAUCAUCCUUGCUUUUUUAGAAGAGUCUCUGCUGGAGGGUCAUAUAUUGGGUCGGAACUUGUUAUGGUAUGCUGCUAUUUUUGGAGCUAUAACUGCUCUUAAACGGGUUGCAUUUACAGAGAACGAGGUUUUAGUCACUGAUCCCGAAGGAGCAAUGUCAAUGGUAGUUGACCAUACACAUUAUAUGCCCAAAAGAUGGCGGGGUAAAGAAAGUACUGAAAUGGUCCGUCAUGAGUUUAAAACCUUGUUCCAGUAUAGUGGGAUGAUGUUACUUGAGGAGAUGGCUUCAAUUUUCGUUACUCCAUUCUUGCUUUUGUUUGUGGUCCCAGAGCGGGCUGAUGAUAUCCUGCAGUUUAUUGAAAACUUUACUGUAUACGUUGAAGGUGUUGGUGAUGUUUGCAGCUUCAGUGUCUUCAAUUUUCAAGAGUAUGGAAAUAAGAGUUAUGGCUCUCCAUCUAAUGUGCCUCGUAGCCAGAGAAGUUCCCAGGGAAAGUUGGAGAAAUCAUUUUUGAGCUUCCAUAAUAGUUACCCUUUUUGGGAACCAAAUAAUGAAGGAAAACAGUUUCUGCAAAAUCUGAGAAGAUUCAGAGACAAAAAAUUAGCAGAGCAUGUAAAGAGACAUGGAUUUGUCCCCAUCAGACCAUGGAGAGAUGACAACAACAUGGGAAGGAAUGGAGACAAAAACAGUUUUACAUCCAAGGAAAUGUCACAUGGUACUUUUGUGACCGGCAAUCACUUGGGUUCAUUGUUGGUAACUGAAUCCAGCAAUCGAAACAAUCAUCCCUAUCUUCUAGAUUGGUACUACAUUUCCCAACCUCGUUAUGCAACUCCUGGACACGUUUCAACAAAUCGUUUCGAAGCAACUAAGCAUCAUUCCCAUUCAAUCUUGGAAGAAAAUGAACAUGAGUAUUACCAACACAUGAACGAGUUUUGCAAUGAACGUGGUGCUUCCUAUCUAGGUGCUUCCACAUCAUCUUUCAUCUUCCGGGAAAGCCUAAUUGAGGAUUCACAUUCCAUUGAUGUGUCUCGCACUACCAAGAGUCGUUGGUGGGAUAGAAGUCAACCUCGGAAUGAAGAUAGUCACAAAAGCUUUCUGGAACCACCAGAUUUCAAUGACCAAAGAACACAUAAUUACCACGAUAGAUUCUCCGACAGAGGGUCAGAAGAUCAAGGUCAGGAACACUUGUGUCAGGGUCAACAUGAUCACACAAGUUUUUCGGAGCCACAAGAUUUCUAUCACCAAACAACUUACAAUUUUCACGAUAAAUUUUCUGAUGAGGGGCAAUACUUGUACGGGGGAGAUUAUCACGAGCUACCUAGUAUGGCAGAAGCAGAUAAUUUAGAUGCAGGAAAAUUGAAUCUUCGUUUUGGUGAGUCCACCCCAAAAAGUCCCACUGUUCUAAUGGCAAAGAAGUUGGAUAUGAUUAAAGAUAUUGAUGGCAGGAGGGAGACCCUAAAACUUGGUGUGAGAGUGCUUGAUUUGUGGUAUAUUCAUAACCGUGAAUCCAAUGUGCACCUUGAAAUGAUUUUGAUUGACCAAAUGGGGGACAAGAUACAUUGCAUAGUUAAGAAGGACGAAUUUGAUAUCUGGGAUGGUAAGUUGAAGGAAGGCGAUACAUAUCUCAUGCACAAUUUCAAAAUUGUGAAAAAUGAUGGUCAAUAUAGAGUGUGUGACCAUCCUUUUAAAUUGUUGUUUAUCGGAGCCACCUCUGUCCGUCCCCAAGCUAUUGCAAAUGUACCCAAUAGUUUUUACCAAUUUCGAAGCAUAAAAGUGGUAGUGGCUGUUAAUUUCUCUCCGGAUUUGUUGAUUGAUUUGAUUGGUUGGGUAGAUAACGUCAAAACUAAGGCACAAUCUAAAAAUGUUAUUUUUAGUUUGAUGGAUAUGAGUGGUGGUGUGGUUUCUUGUACGUUAUGGGAUGAAUAUUGCAAGAAAGUUUUAGAAAGGUAUAAUGACAAUCCAAAUACCGACAAGUUGGUUAUGAUUCUUACUCAAGCCAAGGGGAAUGGCCAGUCUGUGUCCAAUACAUGGAAUGGGACCAAAUUACUUAUGGAUGAUGAUAUUCCCGAAAUUAUAAUCUCUGCUGAUGAAUUAACAAUUAUGAGUCAAUCUGGUACUCAGUCCUCCCAAUACAGUGAUGCUGAAAGGUAUAAACUUCAGUUGCAAGUUUGUGAUGAUGCGUUUAAUUGUGCUAACUUUGUGGUGUGGGAUCAAGAAUGUAGAAACAUUAUUGGUAUUUCCGCUGAAGAAUUGCAAAAGAAAAUGAUCAAGGUGGGUGAAGAUGAUCCCAAGUGCUUUCCUGAUGACUUGGAUGUAAUGUUAGGUUGUACUCUCGCUUUCAAAGUUCGAACCCAACCAAGGAAUAGAUGUGUCUUUGUCAUUAAAGUGUCUGACUUACUUGAAAUAAUCAAUUACAUUAAGAAGCUUAUACAACCCGUACAAAUUGCUGACUUUCGUUCAAAAGGGGUUUGUAAUUUAGCAGCAGACACUGAUCAUGACUUGAUGAGUUUGAGUGGAACAACUGACAAUGAUCCUGAUAUUUCUUCUUUGGGUACUCCAUCAAAGAGAAUCCUUCCAAAUAGUGGUGUAUCUGUAUAA